Messenger RNA from Peronospora matthiolae, 696 nucleotides. Lineage: Eukaryota; Oomycota; Peronosporomycetes; Peronosporales; Peronosporaceae. The record is from the annotation of a GenBank genome assembly.
AUGUUGGACGUCACUGAUGCUGACGUUCUCCAAGACAUCAACGAGCUUGGCCGCCACAAAGCUUCAAAGCCGAACGGUCUUAACGACGACUUUUACGAAGAUGAAGCCGCUUUACUGGCUCCGGCGCUGGUCCACGUGCGCAAUCAAAUGUUGCACGGUUCUAAUAUGCCGCCUUACGAGAACCGUGCAACAUUCCUUUCUCGAGGCGCUGGUUAUUUCACUUCGAAAAAAAGGGCGAUUCGCCGGACGCACUUGACUUCAAGCCGAUCUCAUUGCUACACAGCAGUUACAAAAUUUUGCGAAGUGCUGGCCUCCCAACUUCAGCGAGCCUUACCUACAAUCACCGGGAAAUCGCAACAAGGUUUUGUUCGUGUCGAACAAAUGCAUAAACAGGACAUGAUGAUGACAGCCCAACUCGCUUCAGCGGAGGAGGGGACGGAUCUGUCCGUCGGCUUAAGCCAAGCUAUUCUACUACCUUACUUUCGCAAGGCGCACGACACUGUGGAUCGUUAUUUUCUGUACGCGGCAUUACGGAGCUUUCAAAUUGAUGGAGUGUUUAUCACACUUGUCACCCGGAUGCACACGGGAUUAACCACCCGGUUUAUGGUCAAUGGAAAAUUUCUGAACCAGUUCCUGUCUGUUCCGGGAUACACCAAGAGUGUCCUCUCGCACCACUUCUUUUCUCAUUGUGGUUGA